UUUCACAGUUUUACAUAUUAUAAUUUUACUUUUGGAAGAAACAUUAAAACAAUCAAGAAAACAACUGCAGUGUUGUGUACUGAAUAAAAUAAACGUAUUUGAUAUUAUCAAAAGUAAACAGCAGACGAUUUGUGCAUAGUUGCGUUUAUCCCAUAUUGUGAAAUUUUUUUCGCGAAUUUUGUUGCACAAAAAUCGAAAUACUCGAAGUUGUUAAGAUGGCCACGGAAUUACCGAAGCUUUCGCGUUCAAUGCGUGCCAAUACAGAUUUGGAUACCACUCGGGUACUUUCGAACCGGCCGGAAGAUUUUCCGUCUCUUCAAAUGUUCCGUAAUAAACAGGCUCUAAGUGGAAUUUCCUGGAAGGAACUAAAACUUUUCAUCAAUCAGCACGUUGAAACAAAAGAAGCUUCGCACCUAACUAUUCAGUUGCGUGAACUGUGGAACUACUGUCGAGAAAUGUUGGGCAGCGAGGAAAACUCGGUUCUCAUUGAUGAAGCAGCAAUAUUUAUUUUGCGACUCUUUUUGGACCAGAAAAUUGUUAUGCUAAAGCACACCUCGCGAAUUAAAAAAAUGUUCGGUCAAGUUCCAAACGCUUUGAUAAACAAAAUGUGCUUACUUGUCAGUGACGUGAGCAAUCAUCUAAAUGAAGACUGCAGGAAAUAUCUCGAGGAGACUGAACAAACCGAGGAAAGUAGUACAAAGCAAAUAUGGGGAUCACAUAUCAAGUGCAACCUGCCGGAAGGGUCGACCUCCGAUUAUAGCUUAUUGGCGGACCUUUCACCUGCUCAACCGGCCGAAACCAAGUCAGCCGCAAAGUUUUCUAUGAAAUAUGAUAGCCAAAAACAUCGGCAAGCACCGAAAUCACAUCAACCAAGCGCCUCUGGUUCAUCAGAGGAAAAAUACACUCGUUCAUGGCUUGCGAAACAAAUGCUUCCUGACCUAAUAGACAAUCUGGUUGAAAUUCUCAAAUCAGGGAAAACGAAUGACGAACUGCAAAACGAGUUGGUAGAUUAUCUCGGGUUUGAAAAAUUUGAGCUGAUUGAGGAAAUAUUACAGAACCGCAAGCACAUUAUAGAACGCGUGAAAGCAAUUGCACAAAUAAACGUGUUUAAGGAGAAAGCCGUUAAAAAGUUAGAAGCUAUGCAACACGCCCCUGCCUAUUUAAUGCCUGUAAUGAUACAAUCAGAAUCAGAGAAACAGCUUCGAAAGCAGGUAAAUAAGGAAGAAAAAAAGCUAAAGAAGUUCCUUAAUUCUGUGGGCGGCGCCGCCGACGAAGAUGACGAAGAACUCGAUCCAUUGAAAAUGCGACUCAACUAUCAGCAGAGUUUGCUGAUAGCAGCCCAAAUGACACCUCUACUUCAGGACGAUAGGCCACCCAGAACGAUGGCCCCCAAACCACCCAAACAGGUUAAGUAUCCUAACGUGUUCGAUUCGUACAGUGAUGCCAAGUCGCAUGUCGGAUUUAUUGCCGGAGGCAAACUAUUACUGCCAGAUAAUGUUGAACGAAACGACAAUAAAAUGUACGAAGAAGUUAAAAUUCCUGCAACCGACCCGCCACCGCUUUCCAUUGGGAACAAUCGAAUUCAAAUUGAUUCGUUAGAUGAAAUAGGUCAAAUUGCAUUCAAAGGCUGUAAGGAACUAAAUAGAAUACAGAGCAUCGUUUACCCGGCAGCCUAUCACAGCAAUGAAAAUUUGCUAGUUUGCGCCCCAACGGGUGCUGGUAAAACAAAUGUUGCUAUGCUGACUAUAGUGAAUACUAUUCGACAGUAUGUUGACCAGGGUGUAAUCCACCGAGAUCAAUUCAAGGUUGUAUACGUUGCUCCAAUGAAAGCACUUGCAGCCGAAAUGACGAGCGGUUUCGGAAAGAAAUUAGCCCCUCUGGGGAUAUCCGUACGGGAAUUGACGGGUGACAUGCAGCUAACAAAAACGGAAAUGCAGCAAACCCAAAUGAUUGUUACUACUCCGGAAAAGUGGGAUGUUGUAACUCGGAAAGGUGCUGGAGAUGUUGCUUUCAUUAGUCUUGUGAAGCUACUCAUUAUUGACGAAGUUCAUCUGCUACAUGGUGAACGAGGUCCGGUGGUUGAAGCGCUGGUCGCUCGAACCCUUCGUUUGGUGGAGUCUUCUCAGAGCAUGAUUCGAAUUGUUGGUCUCUCGGCUACUCUCCCAAACUAUAUCGACGUGGCUCGUUUUUUGCGUGUCAAUCCCAUGAUUGGCUUAUUCUUCUUCGAUUCCCGCUUCCGUCCGGUUCCGCUAAGUACCAACUUUGUUGGAGUUAAAUCACUGAAGGCUUUACAGCAGCUGGCGGAUAUGGAUAUAAUCUGCUAUGAUCGUUGCAUCGAAAUGGUUCGUCAGGGUCACCAGGUAAUGGUGUUUGUGCACGCUCGAAACGCAACAGCCCGAACGGCAAACGUGAUCAAGGAGUUCGCCCAGCAGAAGGGCCACAUUCAGCUGCUGACUCCAGAGAGCAAUCCGGAGUACGGGAACGCUGUUAAGGCGAUAUCCAAGAGUAGAAAUAGACAACUGGUUGAACUGUUUCACAAUGGCCUAGCGAUGCAUCAUGCCGGAAUGUUGCGACAGGACAGAAAUUUGGUCGAGAAAUAUUUUGCCGAUGGCAUCAUUAAGGUGCUGGUAUGUACAGCCACACUGGCCUGGGGAGUCAAUUUGCCGGCGCAUGCUGUCAUCAUCAAGGGGACAGAAAUCUACGAUUCCAAGCACGGUACGUUUGUUGAUCUGGGUAUACUCGAUGUACUCCAAAUUUUUGGCCGCGCUGGAAGACCACAGUUUGAUAAGAGCGGCAUUGGUACGAUUAUUACGACUCACGACAAAUUGAAUCACUAUUUGUCACUUCUGACGAACCAAUUUCCGAUUGAGUCAAACUUCAUCCAGUGUCUGGCGGAUAAUUUAAACGCGGAAAUAACGCUCGGUACGAUCUGCAACAUUGACGAAGCGAUCGAAUGGCUUAGCUACACUUACCUGUUCGUGCGGAUGCGGAAAAAUCCGCAGUGUUAUGGAUUAAAUUAUCAAGAUUUGCAGGAUGAUCCUAUGUUGGAGGUUAAAAGAAGGCAACUGAUAAGCACGGCUGCGAUGGCUUUGGACAAAGCAAGAAUGGUAAGGUAUAACGAGCGGACGGGAGAUUUGAACGUUACAGAUUUGGGAAGGACAGCGUCGCAUUUCUAUAUCAAAUACGACACAGUCGAAGUGUUUAAUGAAAUGUUAAAGCCAAUCAUGAAUGAUGCAGAUAUAAUUGCGAUGAUGUCGAAUGCGCAAGAGUUUGAACAACUUAAAGUUCGCGAUGACGAAAUGGAUGAACUGGACGAUUUGACAAGAGUAUGCUGCGAAGUUCCGGUCCGGGGAGGAAGCGAGAAUAUCCACGGCAAGGUAAAUAUUCUGAUGCAGACGUAUCUGUCGAAGGGAUUCGUAAAGUCAUUUUCGUUAGUUUCGGAUAUGUCCUACAUUACACAAAAUGCAGUUCGAAUUGCUCGGGCUCUUUUCACUAUUGUUUUGCGACAGAAUAAUCCAAUUCUUGCUGGCAGGAUGCUCAAUAUAAGCAAGAUGUUUGAGAAACAAAUGUGGGAAUUUAUGACACCCAUGUACCAAUUCCCGAUAAUACCCUUGGACGUCAUCGAGAAAAUAGAACACCGCGGGCUUAGUGUUCUGGCAUUGAGAGACAUGGAUCUGAAAGAAAUUGGAGAAAUGGUCAGAAACCACAGACACGCUGCAAUAGUAAAACGAUGCGCUGAGGAAUUCCCACUGCUAGAAAUAGACGCAACAUUACAACCUAUUACUCGAACGGUUCUGAGAAUCCGCAUAUUCAUCACACCUUCGUUCAAGUGGAACGAUCGUGUCCACGGAAAAACUGCCGAAUCGUUUUGGAUUUGGAUCGAAGAUCCGGAAAGUAAUUUCAUCUAUCAUUCCGAGUACUUCCAAAUGACAAAAAAGCAGACAAUUCGAGGUGAAGUACAAGAACUGGUUAUGACAAUCCCAUUGAAAGACCCUCUGCCUCCACAGUAUUAUAUUCGAGCUACCAGUGAUUCCUGGCUCGGAAGUUCCAACUUAGUGCCAUUGUCCUUUAAACACCUCAUUCUGCCAGAAGUACACCCACCGCAUACGGAAUUGCUUCCACUUCAACCACUUCCUGUAACCGUUCUCAACAAUCGUAAAUUUGAAUCGCUCUACUCAUUCACGCACUUCAACCCAAUUCAAACACAAAUAUUCCACUGCCUCUACCAUACCGAUAACAACGUUCUGUUAGGUGCUCCUACUGGCUCCGGUAAAACCAUUGCUGCAGAGAUUGCGAUGUUCCGGGUAUUCAAAACUCUUCCGAAAGGAAAAGUUGUCUACAUCGCCCCUCUUAAGGCGCUCGUUAAGGAACGUAUCGACGACUGGAAAGUUCGAUUGGAAAGAAAUCUUGGCAAAAAGGUUGUAGAACUAACCGGUGAUGUAACACCUGAUAUCAAAGCCAUCCGGGAAUCGCACGUAAUAGUAACUACUCCGGAAAAAUGGGACGGUAUCAGUCGAUCCUGGCAAACGCGUGACUAUGUUCGAGAUGUCGCUCUAAUUGUUAUCGACGAGAUUCAUCUGCUUGGUGAGGACCGAGGCCCAGUGUUGGAGGUGAUUGUUUCUCGAACCAACUUCAUUGCUUCGCACACGGAACGUACGCUAAGAAUUGUUGGACUAUCGACUGCUCUGGCCAAUGCUCGCGAUCUCGCAAACUGGUUGGGUAUUGGAAUGAUGGGAUUGUACAAUUUUAAACCUUCCGUUCGGCCAGUACCGCUAUCCGUACACAUCCAAGGUUUCCCCGGAAAACAUUACUGCCCACGAAUGGCUACCAUGAAUCGUCCUGCCUUCCAGGCCAUUCGGCAGUAUUCCCCCUGCACUCCAGCUUUGAUUUUCGUUGCGUCGCGAAAGCAAACUCGUAUCACUGCAUUGGAUUUAAUAGCGUUCUUGGCAGGUGAAGACAACCCGAAACAAUUCUUGCAUAUUCCAGAACAGGAAAUGGAGCAAAUUUUGAUGAAUAUUAAGGAUAACAAUCUCAAAUUGACAUUGGCCUUUGGUAUUGGAAUCCACCAUGCUGGUUUACAAGACCGAGAUCGAAAAACUGCAGAAGAGUUGUUCUUGCAUAGAAAAAUUCAAGUGCUGAUCGCGACUGCUACUUUGGCCUGGGGAGUUAAUCUUCCUGCUCAUUUGGUCAUUAUCAAGGGUACCGAAUAUUUCGAUGGAAAAUUAAAACGGUACGUAGAUAUGCCAAUCACAGACGUGCUACAGAUGAUGGGAAGAGCUGGACGACCACAGUUUGGUAACGAAGGUAUUGCUUGCGUCUUCGUGCAUGACGUAAAGAAAAAUUUCUACAAAAAGUUCCUGUACGAUCCGUUUCCUGUGGAAUCAAGCCUCUUGGCCGUACUGCCAGAUCAUGUUAAUGCGGAAAUUGUUGCGGGAACGGUUCAGACAAAACAAAGCGUUCUAGAUUAUUUAACGUGGACCUAUUUCUUCCGACGAUUGCUGCGAAAUCCGGCGUACUAUGAAUUGGACAACAUCGAGCAGAGUGAAGUGAAUGGCUACCUUUCAACGCUGGUCCAAAAAGUGUUGGAUACCUUGGUGCGAGCUGGCUGUAUUUGGAUAGCGGAAGACGAUCGAGGACUGAUUCCCACUUCAAUGGGAAGAAUAUCUUCGUACUAUUAUUUGUCUCAUCAGAGUAUGCGUCAUUUUGCUGACACCUUAAGGCACGAUAUGGCCUUUGAGGAACUACUACGAGCGAUGGCAGAUGCGUGGGAAUUCGAACAGCAACCAGUUCGACAUCACGAGGAUGUUUAUAAUACGGAUUUAUCAAAACUAUGUCGACUGAAAGUGGAUCCACUGUUAAUGGACAAUCCUCACGUAAAAGUAUUUUUGUUGAUGCAAGCUCACCUUUCUCGUUUGCCUUUGCCAAACUCUGAUUACGGUACAGAUACGAAAUCAGUACUGGAUCAGAGCAUUCGAAUAAUACAGGCUAUGAUCGACAUUUGCGCCGAGCGUGGGUGGCUGGCUAGCACGCUCCGGAUUCAGCAAUUGAUGCAAUGUAUCAUUCAAGGACGAUGGCUCGAUGAUCCAGUGGUUUUAACUCUGCCAUUUGUUGAGCCCCACAACUAUUACGUGUUCAGCCAAGUGAAAUUAGACUGCAAAUUCAUUACACUUCCGAUUUUAAAAGAAAAAUGCAAUCGCAGAUACGAAGUUUUGGCCGGUCCGCUUCGUCAAGAAUUCGAAGAAUCUGAAAUCGAACAAAUUUACAAGGUCGUCUGUAGUCUGCCAUCAAUCAACGUCCAGCUGUCGAUUCGUGGUCCGUACGACACAGACCCGAACGCAGAUCGUUCGGUGAUACAGCCGCAAUCCAGAGAUCACUGGAUGGAGCUAUACGCUGGGCAGGAGUACGCGCUGAACGUACAGCUAAUUCGGCUGGGCAGUUUUGAGACAUUGAACAUCCACUGUCCAAAGUUCCCAAAAGGCAAGGACGAAGGUUGGUUCCUUACUUUGGGCUACCAAGCUGAAGGUGAAUUGAUAGCGAUGAAACGGUGUGUCUACAGAAACGCUAAAAGCUCCCAUCAGCUGUGCUUUGUCGCACCCGGUCGAACAGGUCGUUACAUCUACACAGUCUAUCUUAUGUCCGAUGGCUACAUCGGAUUGGAUCAGCAGUACGAUAUUAAUCUGGAAGUAAUUUCCAGCUCUGUUAUUCUACAGGAACCGCCAGAAAACGGAGAUGGGGUAGACUAUUUUACGCUUCAGAAUGAAAAAUAUUGAACAGCCUUACUGGUUCAAUUUGCUAUUCUAUAAAUUCCACGCUGUGCUUUUCGUGCAUCAAGAAUCGAAACAUUUUUUACUGCGUACGAAAGGUAGGUGCAAAAAUGUGAUUUGUUACUAUAUUGGUAAUAUUUAUUGCAAGUUCUUUUUUGAAGCUGAUCUAUGUUUCGU
Messenger RNA from Sabethes cyaneus, 6941 nucleotides. RefSeq names its product activating signal cointegrator 1 complex subunit 3 (gene obe). The coding region runs from base 216 to 6770 and encodes 2184 amino acids. NCBI's taxonomy places the organism in Eukaryota, Metazoa, Arthropoda, Insecta, Diptera, Culicidae. The transcript is spliced from 9 exons. The record is from RefSeq and is a predicted model, not a curated record. Gene Ontology annotation, molecular function: ATP binding; nucleic acid binding; ATP hydrolysis activity.